Molecule: messenger RNA, 1371 nt
Organism: Ipomoea triloba (trilobed morning glory)
Lineage: Eukaryota; Viridiplantae; Streptophyta; Magnoliopsida; Solanales; Convolvulaceae
Product: ABC transporter I family member 1
Exons: 2
Coding region: 335-1024 (229 amino acids)
Biological process (GO): cytochrome complex assembly
Molecular function (GO): ATP hydrolysis activity; transmembrane transporter activity; ATP binding
Source: RefSeq, a predicted model, not a curated record
AGUAUUUUGGAGUAGAAAAUAUUCUUGUGGAUUGUCAGAGGUAGUAGUAUUUAUAAGUAUUAUUAUUGAAUUGUUAGUAAAUGACUUCUUUUUGCAUCAACAUCAAGUGUCAAACCCUAAAUAAGCCUCUACCUGAAGAAAACCUUGGUGUUCGGAACAGUUGCUCUCUUUCCAAAAACCAAAAUAAUUCACAGUAGACCUCUGCCUCCCAACUCACCCCCGUUACCUCAAGCCUGAACAACAAGAAAUCAGUCAGUCUCCCAAUGCCUAAAGGUUUUGGAUAAAGGUUUUGAAUCACCUGUUACUUCAGGAUUAAUAUUAUUCACAACUACUGAUGUCCUUACGUAGACCACCACUUCCUCGGCUUCUCCUUAAGAAUGUAGCUUGCAUGAGAAACGCCCAGCAAAUCCUCCGCCAUGUAAAUGUUUCUCUCCACGACGGUGGUGCCCUUGUACUGACAGGCGCUAAUGGCUCGGGAAAAACUACCUUUUUGCGCAUGUUAGCUGGUUUUGCAAAACCGUCGGCUGGUGAGAUACUCUGGAAUGGUCAUGACAUCACUAACUCGGGAGUUUUCGAACAGUACAAACUUCAGCUCAAUUGGCUCUCUCUCAAGGAUGCUGUGAAGGAGAAGUUCACAGUCCUGGACAAUGUUCAAUGGUUUGAAGUUCUUGAAGGCAAGCAGGGGAAGUCUUUGCCUGCAUUAGAACUCGUGGGGCUCGGGAGAUUAGCAAACGAGAAGUCGAGAAUGCUUUCCAUGGGACAAAGGAAGAGGUUACAACUCGCCAGGCUGUUGGCGAUUGAUCGGCCUAUUUGGUUGCUUGAUGAGCCUUCAGUGGCGCUGGAUGAUGAUGGCGUGAAAUUGCUUGAAACCAUUAUUGCUGAGCAUAGAAAGAAAGGCGGCAUUGUCAUUGUAGCCACACAUCUACCUAUUACAAUUGAGGAUGCCAUGCAUUUGAGGUUACCUCCAAGGUUCCCUCGAAGAAUGACAUUGGUGGAUAUGCUUGAUCGAGGCGGAUUGGAUUAAUACUAUGACAUCAAUAGCCUUUAGCUGUGAUGAAGGCACCUAAGUUUUAUUUCAGACACCUGAUUAACAAUCUUCAACAAUUAAAGCAAGUACUAGUUCUUUUGUUUCUUCUUUUAAAUAUAGAUACAAGAGUGUAGGAAGAAAAUUGCUAGAUUGAGGUGGAUUGCAAUAUAAACUUAAGCUAUUCUUGCUUUUUGGGUGAUUUCUAGAAUUGAAAUCCCUCUUUCUGUCUUAAUGAGUGUAAUUUUGAGUUUUUAAUGGGUAGUUGAAUAGGUGUCAAAUUUUGUUCCUGUUAGCCAAUAGCUUAUUGUAUAUGCAUGUAUUAGUGUGCUACAUGUUUGCUUUUA